Mucor mucedo is the source of this 1164-nucleotide messenger RNA. RefSeq names its product ribosomal RNA assembly protein mis3. The transcript has 6 exons. Gene Ontology annotation, cellular component: small-subunit processome; nucleolus. Lineage: Eukaryota; Fungi; Mucoromycota; Mucoromycetes; Mucorales; Mucoraceae. The record is from RefSeq and is a predicted model, not a curated record. The coding region runs from base 30 to 884 and encodes 284 amino acids. Gene Ontology annotation, molecular function: RNA binding.
UUUUUUCUGCUGUAAGAAAAAACCUAACCAUGUCUGAAGUCGCUAAACCCAAAGAUAACAACCGUUUCAGAAAAGACAAACCCUGGGAUACCGAUGAUAUUGAUCAUUGGAAGAUUGAAGAAUUCAAACCUGAGCACCUCGAACAACCAUUCACUGAGGAAUCUUCAUUUGCCACACUUUUCCCUAAAUACAGAGAAGCCUAUUUGAAAGAAACUUGGCCUCUCAUUACCAAGUCUCUUGAGAAAUACGGUAUUGCAUGUGUUUUGGAUUUAGUCGAAGGUAGCAUGACCGUAAAAACCACCAGAAAGUCAUACGACCCUUAUUCUAUUUUAAAGGCAAGAGAUCUCAUCAAGUUGAUGGCAAGAAGUGUUCCUUUUCCUCAAGCUGUGAAAGUGAUGGAGGAUGGUAUUGCUUGUGAUAUUAUCAAGAUUGGUAACAUUACUCGUAACAAGGAGCGUUUCGUUAAGCGUAGACAAAGAUUGAUCGGUCCUAAUGGUUCCACUUUAAAGGCUAUUGAGUUAUUGACAAAAUGUUACAUGAUGGUUCAAGGUAACACUGUAUCUGCCAUGGGACCUUAUAAGGGUCUCAAGGAUCUUCGUCGUAUCGUCCUUGACUGUAUGAAGAAUGUCCAUCCUAUUUAUCACAUCAAGGAACUCAUGAUUAAACGUGAGCUUGCAAAGGAUCCAAAGUUAGCAACAGAAUCAUGGGAUAGAUUUUUACCUCAAUUCAAGAAGAGAAAUGUAAAGUCAAAGAAGAAGGUGAUCGAAGCCAAGAAGGAAUACACACCUUUCCCUCCUGUACAAACAAAGUCCAAGAUCGAUUUACAAUUGGAGAGUGGCGAGUAUUUCUUGAACAAACAAAAGGAUUCCAAGAAGAAGCAUUAAAUAGUACAUAUAUCAAAAUAAUUAAAAAUAAAGGGCGCAUUUUACAUUCACAGCUGCCAAACAUCGGUGGAACUUAUAUCAUAUCAGGGUUCGGUAACAACUAUAUCCGCUUUUUCCAGUCCUUGCAAUUAGCCUCACCCAUUACACAACUUGAGUAUUAUUUUAAACUACACAAGGGAUCCAGAAAGCACCUAUUAUCCUAUCCUAUAAAAAAGCGUUCGUGACACAUGUCAGGACGGUUCGUAUUGAGGUCCAAAUCUAUUAUUAAAGUAGAGUACCC